This is a messenger RNA of Pygocentrus nattereri (red-bellied piranha), 2883 nucleotides long. It is a transcript of the gene coro1b, whose product is annotated as coronin, actin binding protein, 1B. The coding region runs from base 399 to 1895 and encodes 498 amino acids. The record is from RefSeq and is a predicted model, not a curated record. Gene Ontology annotation, biological process: cell migration; actin filament organization. Gene Ontology annotation, molecular function: actin filament binding. The transcript has 11 exons. NCBI's taxonomy places the organism in Eukaryota, Metazoa, Chordata, Actinopteri, Characiformes, Serrasalmidae.
UCUCGGCUGAUGCUUCAUAUGACGCUUGCCUUAAUUCUAGUCUUUUUCUCAGGGCGCCCUCCCGGAGCCUGGACCUGCACUUUUAUUAUCUUUCCCUUUUUCAUUUUUUUACACGUUAAUUUUUCAAUUCGUUGUUUUUCUACUAAACAUUUCGCUGUUUUUUUAGAGAAAACACGGAGAAAAAUCCAAAGUAGACUAAUUAUUUUUCGUAACCUAACCUAAUGGAUUAGUCUCUCCGUGAGAACUGGGUUCUUCCACCUGGCUCCGUAAACCCUGAUACUGACAGACUGGGCGUCGAGGGAGGAAACGCUCACUGUUUGUGCUGGAUUACUGGUUCUCUUUUGCUUUUUCUGAUAUUUCUUUCUUGUUUUUUUCCACUGGACGACAUAAGCUGAGUCAUGUCCUUCCGGAGGGGUGUAGUGAGGCAAAGUAAGUUCCGGCAUGUGUUUGCCCAGGCGUGGAAGGCAGAGCAUUGCCUGGAUGAUGUCAGAGUAACACGUGUCACAUGGGAGGGACCACUUUGCGCAGCCAAUCCGAAGUUCAUAGCUGUUAUUGUUGAGGCUGGAGGGGGUGGAGCCUUUCUCGUGUUACCACUCACCAAGAGUGGCAGAGUGGACCAGUCCACUCCAACUGUGUGUGGACAUGCUGCUCCUGUGCUGGACAUUCAGUGGUGUCCACACGAUGACAAUGUCAUUGCUAGUGCCUCAGAAGACUGUACUGUAAAGAUAUGGCAGAUUCCUGAUGGAGGUCUCACAGCACCGAUGACUGAAGCUGCAGUAAAUCUAGAAGGUCACAGUAAAAGAGUGGGCAUUGUGGCCUGGCACCCUACUGCUCUUAACAUCCUGCUGACUGCAGGGUGUGAUAACCUCUUGUGCGUGUGGGAUGUUGGCACGGGUGAGCUGGUGUACCAGCUGAGUGAUGCCCACCCAGACCUGAUCUACAGUGUGAGCUGGAACAGAGAGGGCAGUGUGAUCUGCACCACCUGCAAGGACAAAGCUCUGCGUGUGAUUGACCCCCGACGUGGAACUGUCCUUAAGGUGCGGGAAAAGGCCCAUGAGGGCACCAGACCAAUGAGGGCCGUCUUCCUGGCUGAUGGGAAAAUCUUGACCACUGGCUUCAGCCGCAUGAGUGAGAGACAGCUAGCCCUGUGGGACACAAAAGAUCUCUCUGAGCCAAUGGCUGUUCAGGAAAUGGACACCAGUAAUGGAGUUUUACUUCCUUUCUACGACCCAGACACGAACAUGGUCUACCUGUGUGGAAAGGGGGACUGCACCAUUCGUUACUUUGAGGUGACGGAUGAAUCACCCUACGUCCAUUUCCUCAGUCUGUAUAGCAGUAAGGAGCCUCAGAGGGGGGCUGGCUUCCUCAGUAAGAGAGGUGUGGAUGUGAACAAGUGUGAGAUAGCCAGAUUCUAUAAGCUCCAUGAGAGGAAGGUUGAGCCGAUCUCCAUGACUGUACCGAGAAAGUCAGACCUGUUCCAGGGGGAUUUGUAUCCAGACACAGCAGGAUUAGAGCCCUCCCUUCUGGCUGAAGACUGGAUAGCAGGGCAGGAUGCUCCCCCACUCUUAGUCUCUCUGAGUGGAGGCUACACCGCUCCUCCUUCUAAAUCAAACACGCUCCGUGGUAGACCAAAACUACUGCCUCAGACCAACUCAUCUACUGCCUCCACUGCUUCCAGUGCUGCUGCCAGCAGAGAGAUGGAGAGUGAAGCAAUGGAGCAGGUGCAAGUUGGGAGGGAAACUGAGGGAGGGGUGGAGAGAGUGAGAAAAGAGGAUGACCAGCUAUCUGACAUUCUGACAGAAAUCCGUGCUCUUCGAGCUCUAGUGUUAGCUCAGGGGCACAGGAUCGAUGUGCUGGAGAGACAGGUCGCCCGAAUUGAGGACGGAGAUGUGUGAGAUACAUGACUGCACACGCACCCCGACAGACCCAUAGCCUUACCCUUAUAGCUUUACAUCACCGCAAAGGACCAUGGGAAGUGCAGUCUAACAGUUGAAGCGUAAUGUUAAAAAGAUUGAGCAUGGAAAUUCUAUGCCCUGUUUAGAAGUAUUACACAAGAGAAGAAAACUGAUUAUGUUGAUGAAAUGAAACCUCAUGGCUCGUACUGUGCACUUCAAAGAGCUUUUACAUCAGGUACUGAUUAUUGCUGCUAAUUAUAAACACACAAUCAAAUUUAGGAAUGAUUUUUGCUUUAGUCAGAGUUUUUUGGUGGUUAGCAUUUGGGCAUGUAGCUACCCAGUGCAAAAUGUCUGAAAGAUAAGAGCCUCUGAGGGGAAUAGCGCAAAAAAAAUCUGCGUACUGUUAACUAGACCUGAUGGUAACGAUGCAUAUUUGAAUACUUUGGUCAUCACUGUUUAAUUCUUCUUUUCCACUACCAGCUAACUGGAUGGUGUAAGUCUUAACAAGUGUAGCUCUUUUUUACAUGUGUUGUGUGGCUAAUUUACUUCAUUUUGUACCAAUAGAAACCAUGUUUUGUGUAGUCCUGUGAUCUGUCAGUAUGAAUGCUUAAAGAGAAUUUAGAGUAUUUAGCAGUCAGGAUUGUUGUGAACUAAAAUACUGGUUCCACUGAUGCAGACUCUCUGCCUGCAUGAAUGAAUAGCGCUUCAUUCUUGGUAGAUUCUAAAUGGAUAACAGUAGGGCUAUGAUAGUUCUUCUCUUGCUUUUCUUCUUACUUUAUACUUCUUCUCUCUCUUUUUUAUUUUCACAUACAGUAUCUUUACGUGCAUUACAAUCAGGGAUGUUGGUUUACUCAUCCUCAUUUGUUAACUUCUUUGUUUACACCUAACUUUUUGCUGUAUGUCUUAUAAAGUAACAAGUGUUUUCUUGCAAUUCUGUAAGCGAUGACUAGAUUUUAAAUAAAAGCCAGAAGUGUACUAACCACUGACA